This is a messenger RNA of Corythoichthys intestinalis (scribbled pipefish), 2948 nucleotides long. It is a transcript of the gene p4hb, whose product is annotated as prolyl 4-hydroxylase, beta polypeptide. NCBI's taxonomy places the organism in Eukaryota, Metazoa, Chordata, Actinopteri, Syngnathiformes, Syngnathidae. Gene Ontology annotation, biological process: response to endoplasmic reticulum stress; protein folding. The transcript is spliced from 11 exons. The record is from RefSeq and is a predicted model, not a curated record. Gene Ontology annotation, molecular function: protein disulfide isomerase activity. Gene Ontology annotation, cellular component: endoplasmic reticulum. Bases 209 to 1762 code for a protein of 517 amino acids.
AUACGCAUGCGCAUAGCAGCUACCCCCUCUGGUUUCUGCUUGCACUGCCACGUUAGUAGCGGUAGACAUAAAAUACCAAGCUACUAAUCCAAACCCCGAUAAAGAAUACCACGACCAAAUUGAAAGCCUCAACUUUUCAGUAACACGUUCGUCCGCUGCGUCUCCCGCCAGCUUUCUUUUCUGCGGAAGAGCACUCUUGAAGGCAAAAAUGCUCAAGUUUUUCAUCCUGUGCACGUUAGCUGUAGCCAGUCGGGCUGAGAUUCCCGAGGAAGACGACGUUCUGGUACUGAAGAAGAGUAACUUUGACGAGGCUCUCUCGGCGCACCCUAACAUCCUGGUAGAAUUCUAUGCCCCAUGGUGCGGUCACUGCAAGGCCCUGGCUCCAGAGUAUGCCAAGGCUGCUGGUAUGCUGAAGGCAGAAGGUUCAGAUAUCCGCCUGGCUAAGGUUGACGCCACUGAAGAGACAGACCUAGCCCAAGAGUUUGGUGUCCGUGGAUACCCCACCAUCAAGUUCAUUAAGGGGGGAGACAAGGAAUCCCCCAGAGAGUACUCAGCUGGAAGGCAGGCAGAUGACUUUAUCAGCUGGCUCAAGAAACGCACAGGCCCCGCAGUUGCGCUGUUGGCUGACGUCACAGCUGCGCAGUCCUUAAUAGCUGACCAUGAAGUGGUGGUCAUUGGGUUCUUUAAGGAUGUGGAGUCUGCUGGAGCCAAGGCCUUUGAAAUGGCAGCUGAAGCAAUCGAAGAUGUUCCUUUCGGCAUUACCUCAGAUGAUGCCGUUUUUACCAAGUUUGAGGUCUCCCAAGAUGGCAUUGUUCUCUUUAAGAAGUUCGAUGAAGGACGUAACACUUUUGAUGGUGACCUUACCAAAGAAACUAUCCUGUCUUUUGUCAAAGCCAACCAGCUGCCUCUGGUCAUUGAAUUCACUGAGCAGACUGCCCCUAAAAUCUUUGGGGGUGAGAUCAAGUCCCACAUUCUUAUGUUUCUGCCAAAAGCAGCCUCAGACUUCCAGGAAAAAAUGGACCAAUUUAAAAAAGCCGCCGAGUCAUUCAAAGGACAGAUCCUCUUCAUUUUCAUCGACAGCGAGGUGGAUGACAACCAGCGCAUCUUGGAGUUCUUUGGCCUAAAGAAAGAGGAGUGCCCAGCCAUCCGCCUCAUCACCCUGGAGGAUGAGAUGACUAAGUACAAACCAGAGAGCGACACCAUCACUGCAGAGGCCAUUGUUGGAUUUUGCACACAAUUUAAAGAAGGCAAACUGAAGCCUCACCUGAUGAGCCAAGAAAUCCCCAAAGACUGGGACCAAACACCUGUCAAGGUUCUGGUUGGCAAGAAUUUUGAGGAGGUCGCCUUUGAUCCCAAGAAGAACGUCUUUGUUGAAUUCUAUGCCCCUUGGUGUGGCCACUGCAAGCAGCUGAAUCCUAUCUGGGAAAAGCUGGGUGAGAAGUACAAGGACCAUGCUGACAUCCUUGUGGCCAAGAUGGAUUCUACAGCUAAUGAGGUGGAGGCCGUCAAAGUCCAUAGCUUCCCUACCCUGAAGUUCUUCCCUGCAGGAGAAGAACGCAAGGUGAUUGACUACAAUGGGGAGAGAACACUAGAAGGCCUGAGCAAGUUCUUGGAGAGUGGCGGUACAGAGGGAGGAGCACCUGCUGGCGACGACGAUGAUGAUGGCGAUGAGGAAGACUUUGAUCCUGAGGACUUGGAGGACUUGGAGGAUACGGAUGACGAAGACUCAGACAGCAAGGAAAAAGUACAUGAUGAGUUUUAAAAAGCUGGUAGAAGAGACCCACGCUGCCCCCUCCUUCCAUUUACCUUCCCUUCACUCUUUAAAGACAGUGUCCUUCUACUGAGACCAUUAUUUCCCUUAUCUAGCCACCUCUUAGUCCACCAGCAGGCCCACUAGUUGGCCAGUCAGUAUAUUGGUACAAGCUUCUUUCCCUGACGUCUCAUUUUAUUUGGGGAGGGCACACAGAAAAAAUCACACAUUGGCAUCGAGAGCUUCUCCACCAAAUGUUUAGUUUCAUUCAACAAAGUACACUUUAGCUUUCAUCUGUGCACUUACGGAGUUUGGUCUGAUCAUUUUGUAAGGAUCAAUCUCUCGGACAAAUGGACUACCUGUGCUUUUACAGUAAAAUAUAUCCUCGCUGUGUAGCAAAAGGCCCCUCCCGCUCACAUGUAGCUUAGACCAAUAUCUGAACAACCUGCCUUCAGAGUGGAAGCGGUGGCAGAUCUUUUUAUCCCUGUCAUUUCCAAACAAUUAACUCCUCACUUUCUGUGGGGUCUACUGACUUUUUUUUUUUUUUUUUUUUUUUCCUCCCCCAAACGGAACAAAUGCUAACUUUUUGGGAGGAUCGGGGGUGGGAAUGUUUUUUAUUUAAUUGCUUUAACUGAGUGUUUUUCGUUUUUUAAUUUAGGACUUUUUUUAUGUUUGACCAUCGUGCCCAAUUGUAGCCGCUUUUGGCCUUGAUGGGACAGAGUUGGCACUUGGACACACACACAUACACUCAGGCCAUGGAUGAUUAUUUUUUUGGGAGCCAAUUCUGAAAAGUUGCACUGCGUUCAUGCCUCUUUCGAGAUUCUUUAUGGUUACUAAAGUUAACGAGUGCGCUACAUUCAUGUUUGUUCUGAGACAAGAGUUUAUUCUGAUACGGGGAGGAAGCAGUUGCACAGUACCACCGCUCGCCCAUACUGUAUGUACCAUCUGUAUCCCCUCUUGGCUCUACUUAUACACUACUUUUCACUGUAUAAUGUGUGAGUGAUGGCUAUGAAUGACUAGUUUUCCUAGUCGUGAUGAUGAAAAUGUGUGUGUUUGUAAGUGUACUGUGGUGGCAUUAGUAGAGGUGAGGUGAUACAAUUGACAUCUGUACAGAGGUGAGGGAUACUUAAAGCAUUCCAUCAUAUCAAGAUUUGAUUUGGAAAAUGUGAAAUGAUGGCCAAUAAACAAUAUGACACAA